AUGACACGGUACUUCGUGCCGGGUGCGCACCAGAUCUUGUGGCGAGAUCAUGGUGAUGAAUGUGGCUCGUCUCAGAUGAAACCACACACGGAAAUUGUGCUAGGAGACCUCGCCGACAGAAAUAAAGCUGAAGCGAUUAAUCUCAAACCCAGAUUACACACGAGCAGACUGGGAGUCAAUACCACUUUCCCAAGCGACCUUCCCGUGCCCAAGGACGACGGGGCGUAUGACCAUCUGACCGACUCCACUGUUCCAACUGAUAUCAGCCUCCCUGUCGCACACAAGCCACAGCAGCAAGUCGGACUCGCCGAGCUGGAGGGCGCACCCAAUGAGAUUGUGCCGGAUUCCUGGAACGCCAUCCCCGGUGCUCGCGGCUGCACCCCGCAAGCAUGUUCCUUCCGAGACAAUCUGCCUCAUCUUCGCUCACUGGGUGUGUCGCACAUUUACGGCAUAUCAACGCAAUCGCCCUCGUACCAGGCGGAAGUGCGAGAACGCUUACAUCUGCCGUAUGAUCUUCUGAGUGACGAGAAUUUGCACUUUCAGUGGGGGUUGAAGUUGCCGACAUUUGAAUGGGAGGGAGGGAAAGUCCUCAGGAGAUCGAUGAUCGCCUUGCGAGACGGGAAGGUCGUCAAGUGGUGGUACCCGGUUUUCCCACCGGAUCGAGGCGUCGAUGAUUUGAUCGAGUGGUUGAAAGAAGAGCAGAGUUUGCCGUAA
Cladophialophora yegresii CBS 114405 is the source of this 714-nucleotide messenger RNA. RefSeq lists its product as uncharacterized. Gene Ontology annotation, biological process: cellular response to oxidative stress; cell redox homeostasis. The record is from RefSeq and is a predicted model, not a curated record. Lineage: Eukaryota; Fungi; Ascomycota; Eurotiomycetes; Chaetothyriales; Herpotrichiellaceae. Gene Ontology annotation, cellular component: cytoplasm. The transcript is spliced from 4 exons. The coding region runs from base 1 to 714 and encodes 237 amino acids. Gene Ontology annotation, molecular function: thioredoxin peroxidase activity.